This is a messenger RNA of Leptosia nina, 501 nucleotides long. NCBI's taxonomy places the organism in Eukaryota, Metazoa, Arthropoda, Insecta, Lepidoptera, Pieridae. The record is from the annotation of a GenBank genome assembly.
AUGAAACGAGACAACGGUGGAUUAUUUUACACCACGGUCGGUGGGAUUACGUCCUUCAGCCAGUUGAGAGGCCUCUGCCAACUAUACUUCUUCGCCCUACUAAAGACCUACUCGUGUAUCGUGUUCACUCUGCCUAAUGUUGGGUUAGCUAAAACCAGUGUUAAGAUCACAUUCCGAGUUGCAAAAAAACGCAACAAAGACGAUAGGAAACGAAUGUCAUCGAAAAAGCUAAGCGGGAACGAUAGUUAUCUUUGUAGAUAUCCUACGAAUGAGUCCCUCAGCUUUAUCAUCGAACGUGUCCGAGGAGCGACGUCAGUAAUCGUGGCGCGUCACACAUUGAGCGGAAUGAACGCGCGUUCGCGCACUUUGCAACCUAACAAAGUGCCAGCUCCUAACAAAGGGUCGCGUCGCCAGUCCUCGGCGGACACGCAUAAAACCGCUAUACCUCUACCCUGUGACGCGGUUCGGCGUAGAAGCGCAGAAAGGAAAAUAAAUGAGUAA